This is a messenger RNA of Trematosphaeria pertusa, 3705 nucleotides long. Its product is annotated as TPR-like protein. The record is from RefSeq and is a predicted model, not a curated record. Lineage: Eukaryota; Fungi; Ascomycota; Dothideomycetes; Pleosporales; Trematosphaeriaceae. Gene Ontology annotation, molecular function: protein binding. Bases 160 to 3627 code for a protein of 1155 amino acids. The transcript has 3 exons.
UGAGAGCACAUAAGCUCGAGAAGUCGCUUUGGAAAAGCGCGGCUGCGAUUGAAAAGGGCGUGGGGCACAGUCGAGUUCACAUCUUUGGCUUUGAUGCAGCAAAGGUCCUUCGCAAGGGAAAGCGGGUAUUCAACGAUUUAGCCAGCCAAAUGCUUGAAGAUGUCAAGAGCAUUCCAGGUUGCAGUCAUAGCACACAGCUCUGCAGCCUGGAUUGUGCGUGAAGCCCUCGUGCAGUCGCAGUACGAUAGAGAUCUAAAAAAGGUUCCGGUGGGGCUCGUAGAUUUCGGCUUACCCAAGGAUCCCUCGGAAGGCUACUGGGAGUCCAAAGAUCAUUGGAACGACUUUCGCGACCGCCUGUUGAAGCAUCUGAUGAAAGGACGACCAAAGAUAAAAUUGCAGCAAGAAUAUCCAGUGCUUGACUUCUCCACUAUAGACUCUACAGCUCAGGAGUUCGCAGGGUUCAGGCAUAGCCUAGGCUCUCCAGAUGAGAUUCUACCAAUACUGCCCGUCUGCUGUCCUGAAAGAAAGGGCGUUCAUCGCAGAACCACGGGAGGUUCACAAUGGAGCGAUUCCAGCGGCUCCAGUACAGGGUCGGACGACAGCUCUUGUACCAUGUUUGUAAGCAUGUCUCCAGAAGAGGAAGAGGAGAUCAUAGGGUUUCUUAAAAAGGUCUCGAAGAGCGACCCAGUGCAGAUUCCUACAUUGAUGAAGCGUGCCAUGUCUCCGCGGACCUCCGGUUCGGAGAACGUUCCAGAGCGCCGUCUGUCCACCCGCAGCCCUUCUAGGGGGCGACACAGUGCGUCCUACGACACUCGAAGCAUGCGAUCGUACGCAGGUGGGCCAUUCGCUCCCACCUAUGAACAGGGGCUCGUACCAGAGCAGUUCUCUGAUGGAGCCGAAACCCCCCGGCUCCCCUUCAUCGAAUCAUCUAGACGGACAGAAUCGCCGCAGCCUUUGACUUCAGCCAUCCAGAAACCGGGGCCUCCGAAACCCCUAAGGAGUGUUGGGUUUAAGGAGUCGGAUGAACAAAGAACGGGGUACACAAACCAGCUCGGACUGCAGAAAUAUACUGUACCGAUCCCUGUUUCAAUCUCUAGGGAAGAUCUCAAGGACAGCAAAGACUUCGCGUCAUGGUGCUUCCAACAUGGAGAUCUGGACGAGGCUAACCGCCUUUAUCGCGUACUUAUUGCCUGGUGCGAACAAAAUGACCAAAUCGACCGCGGCUACUACAAGAUGCAACUUCAAAUCGGACAGAUCUCCUUCAUUCACGGAGACUACAGAUCCUCCGAAAGUAGGCUCAAAGGCUUACUAGACGAACAAUACAGAGGUCCUCUGGUUGACCCAGGAGAAGCCAGUUUGGCCUCUGAAAUCGCACGGUGGCUCGCUUUGUCGCAGUGGAGACAGGGCAAAUACACCGACGCUCAAAGCACACUCGACGGCUGCAGGCACAAACUACCGACCACCAAGAGCAGAAAUAGUCCGAAUCUGUUGAGCACUCUCGCCCUGGUCCUUGCUUCUGCGGGCUCUUUUAAACGCGCUUGGAAGCUCAGCAUCAAAGCCAUCGAUCCAAAAUCUUUCGAAGCCUAUAAUCCGGACGCAUACAGGAGAAAAGACAUGUCGUCCGGUCAUCGAAGCACCUGCCUUCUCAACCAUGCUCGAAUAUCAUACGUGGUCGGAAAACUACAAGAUGCGGACGAAGCAAACCUAGAAGCGCUGGAAGACAUGAAGAGGCGCUACGGACCGCAACAUUUCGUCACUCUUGAUGCUUCUAGUUUCCAGGCUUGGUUAUUAGUAGCUAGGAGCAAGACAUCUCAAGCCACUGAGGCAGUUCAUCGUACCCUGCGAGAAAUGAUGUUGCGUUUAGGCGAGAGCCACCCUUCGACUUUGCAAACCCUUGAGACUCUGGUACUCGUUUACAAAAGCGAAGGUCGAUAUUCGGAUGCUGAAGAAACCGCUACCUACUUGCUGCGCAAGAAUAAGGAAGUGCUCGGGCACAGCCAUCCGCAAACGCUCAAAUGUAUGACCAUUCUUGCAGAGGUCUUUCUGGCCUGCGGCAAGUCGACAGAAGCAGAGAGAAUACAGAGAGAAGUUGUGGAGCUCGAAGAAGUCAAACCCAAGGCCGAGAUUAAUUAUCCGGGCCUCUUCACCUACAAAACGACCCUUGCCAACAUUCUCCGCGAGAUAGGCGAAUGGGACGAAGCGCGAACAUUGAGCCUCCUUGUUCUCGUAGAGCAACUAAAUAAAUUCGGAAACGAGGAUGACAGUGAUGAAGCGUAUCAAACUGAAAGCGGCGAUGCGGAGCCGCUUCCGAAGACGCUUCCGGAAACGCUUCCGGAGACCGAAUACAUCCCUCUUGCCAGGCUUCAAAAUCUCCUCGAGAAAUCUAAACCGAUCCUGGAAGAGAUACACAAUCUCCCUUCUCAUCUCCAAAGCCCGCUUGCAAACUCGCAGCCGGUCAAAAUCUAUCCGUCAAUCAUCCAGACCAUGCAUUGCCUUGCUCUCUGCGAACAGGUUCGGGAUGACGCCGACCUUGCAUUCGCCCGUGGUAUUCUCAAAAUGGUUCGCGAUAUACGUGUUACCAGGCUAGGAGAGGACCAUCGUGCUACAGUCAACGUUCAAUAUGACCUUGCCGUCAAUUACCGACUUCGUGGCAAGUUCCGCAAGUCGCUCAAGACCAUCGAGGACGUCGUGAAAAGGCGACGAGACACCCUUGGCGCAGACCAUCCGGAUUACCAGUGCGCGAAGCACCAGCAAGCCGUCGCCUUGUUUCGUCUCGGCCGAUGGAAGGAAGCUCUAGAAGAACAACGGCGGACUUUGAAGGCUCAGGAAUUCUUGCUCGGAAAGAAACACCCGGACGCGGUACUGUCGCGCUUCACUCUCGCUGGCAUUUAUCACUCUCUCAGCCGCCUCAAGGAAGCCGAUCAGUUACUGGACGAAGUGAUCAGCGCGCAAAAAGCAAGAUAUGGUGAAGACCAUCCCAUCGUGAUCCGAAGUCGUGCGCGACACGCAUUGAUUUGCCUCGAUAGGGAAGAUUUUCAUCACGCAGAGGAGGAGCAAAGAAUCGUCGUCCAGCGACGGAAAGAGACACUUCCCAAAGGUCACAGCCUUAUCCGCAGCGCCCGCAACGACCUCGCCCAAAUCAUCCAAGCUAAUAGGCGUCCCGAGGAGGCUCUGAUCAUCUACAAGGACCUCGUCAAUUCUCUUCCCCUUCGGAGUGGUGGAAGCAUGCUAGGAUUCGAGGUACGCUCAAACCUUGGCUCAUGCUACUUCGACCUGGGCGAUUAUGACAAAGCCAAAAAAUACCAGCAGGAGAUGUACGAAGAGUUGAAGCGCGCCGGAGAGCCCAAUGACGACGUCGGGCGCCUUAUCGCGAGCACGUUCAACCUCGCUUUAACUCUGAGGGAGAGCACUUUGGCCCACGGUUCGGGCGACGAACUGACCAAAGCAUGUAAGCUGCUGGGAGAAGCUGUCGAACGAGCAGAAAGCGUCCUCGGUCCAGAUCAUCCACAAACCGUGGAGCUGCGAGCGACUUUAAGCACCUGGCGGCGGGAAGAGGAGGUCCGAAAGAUUGGGCACCCGCACACUGCUGACCUUCGGGAUUCGGCGGUCGCAUCAACGGAGGGGUAGGGAUCAAAGUAGGUGUCCAACGUUGGCAAAGUCCGUUUCCUCUGAGAUCUUGGUCCAGCUCUCAAGCUCUCGGUCAAG